Messenger RNA from Cygnus atratus (black swan), 9557 nucleotides. RefSeq names its product C-type lectin domain containing 16A (gene CLEC16A). NCBI's taxonomy places the organism in Eukaryota, Metazoa, Chordata, Aves, Anseriformes, Anatidae. Gene Ontology annotation, biological process: regulation of autophagosome maturation; endosomal transport; endosome to lysosome transport. The transcript has 24 exons. The coding region runs from base 92 to 3328 and encodes 1078 amino acids. Gene Ontology annotation, cellular component: endolysosome membrane; late endosome. The record is from RefSeq and is a predicted model, not a curated record.
UGCCGGCCCUGCCGUGCGCCGGGGGCCCCGCGGCACCCGCCCCCCGUGCCCGCCGCGCCAUGGAGCCCUAGGGGCCGCCGCCGCAGCCGCCAUGUUCGGCCGCUCCCGCAGCUGGGUGGGCGGCGGGCACGGGAAGGCCGCCCGCAGCAUCCACUCCUUGGACCACCUCAAGUACAUGUAUCAUGUUUUGACUAAAAAUACAACAGUAACAGAUCACAACCGCAACCUACUGGUAGAGACUAUUCGUUCCAUAACAGAGAUCCUUAUAUGGGGAGAUCAGAAUGACAGCUCAGUAUUCGACUUUUUCUUGGAGAAGAAUAUGUUUGUUUUCUUCUUGAACAUCUUGCGUCAAAAGUCUGGCCGUUAUGUGUGUGUACAGCUGCUGCAGACUCUGAACAUCCUUUUUGAGAACAUCAGUCAUGAAACAUCACUGUACUACUUGCUUUCUAAUAACUAUGUAAAUUCUAUUAUUGUUCACAAAUUUGACUUUUCUGAUGAAGAGAUCAUGGCAUAUUACAUAUCGUUUUUGAAAACUCUUUCCCUGAAGCUCAACAAUCAUACUGUACAUUUCUUUUACAAUGAGCACACUAAUGACUUCGCUUUGUACACAGAAGCUAUUAAAUUUUUUAACCACCCAGAAAGCAUGGUCAGGAUCGCUGUUAGGACUAUAACUUUAAAUGUCUACAAAGUGGACAACCAACCUAUGCUGCAUUACAUUAGAGAUAAAACUGCUGUCCCUUAUUUCUCCAACCUUGUUUGGUUUAUUGGAAGCCAUGUGAUAGAACUGGAUAACUGUGUGCAGACUGAUGAAGAGCACAGAAAUAGGGGCAAGUUGAGUGACCUGGUAGCAGAACAUCUUGAUCAUUUGCAUUACCUUAAUGAUAUCCUUAUAAUUAAUUGUGAAUUUUUAAAUGAUGUGCUGACAGACCACCUACUUAAUAGGCUCUUUCUACCCCUCUAUGUGUAUUCAUUAGUAAAUCAGGAUAAGGGUGGGGAGCGUCCAAAAAUAAGUCUCCAGGUUUCUCUCUAUCUUCUUUCUCAAGUUUUUCUAAUUAUACAUUAUGCCCCUUUGGUGAAUUCAUUGGCUGAGGUUAUUCUUAAUGGUGACCUGUCGGUGUUUUCUUCUAAAGUUGAGCAAGACAUUCAGAAAAACACAACAAAGUCAAGUAUCAGAUGUUUCAUAAAACCAACAGAAACGCUUGAGAGGUCUCUUGAAAUUAACAAACAGAAGGGGAAGAAGAGGGUGCAGAAAAGACCCAACUAUAAAAAUGUUGGUGAAGAAGAUGAAGAAGAGAGAGGAUCUGAAGAUACCCAGGAUGAUCUUGAUAAAACUAAAGGUACAGAAGCAAGUUCAAAGGGCAUCAGAACAAGCAGUGAAAAUGAAGAAAUAGAGAUGGUAAUCAUGGAGAGAUGUAAACUGUCAGAAUUGUCUAUCUCUGCUGUGACAGAACAGAAUACAACAGAUGAAGAAAAGAGUGCAGCUGCCUCUGGGAGUGACAUAACAAACUGGAACAGGCCUUUUCUUGAUAUGGUCUAUAAUGCACUGGACUGUGCUGAAGACGAUUACUAUGCCCUGUUUGUGCUCUGUCUUCUGUAUGCAAUGUCACACAACAAAGGAAUUGACCCAGUCAAGUUGGAGAGAAUUCAACUUCCUGCAAAACAUGCUGAAGAGAGAAAUUCGUAUAAUCAUGUACUUGCAGAAGGGCUCAUCAGGAUAAUGAAUUAUGCUGCGCAACCAGAUGGAAAAAUCCGUUUGGCAACUUUAGAACUUGGCUGUCUGUUGCUAAAGCAGCUUGUGUUUUCUAAAAAUGGCAGCAUCAUAAAAGACGUUCACCUUGCAUGCCUUGAGGGUGCAAGGGAAGAAAGUGUUCAUCUCCUUCGUCGUUUCUAUAAGGGAGAAGAAAUUUUUCUGGAUAUGUUUGAAGAUGAAUACCGGAGUAUGACGAUUAAACCCAUGAAUGUAGAGUACUUGAUGAUGGAUGCCUCCAUUUUGUUGCCUCCAACGGGGACACCACUGACUGGUAUUGAUUUUGUGAAAAGAUUGCCUUGUGGAGAUGUGGAAAGAACACGAAGAGCAAUUAGAGUUUUCUUUAUGCUCCGUUCAUUAUCACUGCACUUGCGAGACGAGCCAGAAACUCAGUUACCACUGACAAGGGAGGAAGAUCUGAUAAAGACAGAUGAUGUUCUUGACCUGAAUAACAGUGACCUAAUUGCUUGUACAGUCAUAACAAAGGAUGGAGGUCAAGUUCAAAGAUUCCUGGCUGUGGAUAUUUACCAGAUGAGCUUGGUUGAGCCAGAUGUUGCCAGACUUGGCUGGGGAGUAGUUAAGUUUGCAGGCCUUUUGCAGGAUAUGCAGGUGACAGGAGUGGAAGAUGAUAGUAGAGCUCUGAACAUAAUUAUUCAUAAACCUGCCUCAAGUCCUCAUUCUAAGCCAUUUCCUAUCCUUCAAGCAACCUUUAUUUUUUCUGAUCACAUUCGCUGCAUUAUUGCAAAACAACGUCUUGCAAAAGGUCGUAUCCAGGCUCGGCGUAUGAAAAUGCAGAGAAUAGCAGCUCUCCUGGAUCUUCCUGUUCAGCCUUCAACUGAAGUUAUGGGUUUUGGACACAGCUCUGCAGCUGCAUCCCAACACCUCCCAUUUAGAUUUUAUGAUCAGGCACGACGUGGUAGCAGUGAUCCUACAGUGCAACGCUCUGUUUUUGCAUCUGUUGACAAAGUUCCAGGCUUUGCUGUAGCCCAGUGCAUAAAUCAGCACAAUCCAUCACCACUCUCGUCACCAUCACCUUCCAGUGGCAGUGGGAGCACGGGGCGGUGUGAUUCAGUGACUGCAAGCUCAACUUCCACUCCUUCUGCUGCACAGAGCCCAUCAGGUCUGGCAGGAAAGGACGACGGCGGGUGUUUAGUCUGUCGGAGGCUGACAGUCACGGUGGACACUGGGUUUAGGUCUUCAAGCAGCAGCUGCAACCGAAACUCACGCAAUAUCAAAUCAGAUGACCCUUCAGCUCCAGAGCAGCCUCACAUGACCAUUCCUGGUCUGAUGAUGAUGUCUGACGAAACUCUUUCAGCUGUCUCAAAGUCUAGCAAGAAUGUUGUAAAAAACAGUGACAUAGAAACAGCAAACCUGUCCCCUAGCCUGAUUCCUGCACAGCAGCCCACGAUAUCGUUAAUAUCAGAUGAUAAUACAGAUGCACUAAGUGUAGAGUCACUUACACUGGUCCCACCGGUUGAUCCACACAGUAUUCGUACAUUCACCUGCAUUCCUCAGCUGCCUUUGCCAUCUGAAAUUGAAGUUGGAACGGUAAAAGAGACAGAGGAAGAGUGUUGUGACUAAAGGCAACCUGCAGACUGUGAUAAACAGUGAACCAAAUUCUUGUUUGGGAGCGCAGAUACUUCUUGAAGCAUCAGAGGCUAUGGUCUGCAAGAAGAGGCCCACUGGUGAAGCAUGUGGGCAACUUUUAGGACAAGCAUCAAAAGUUUGGCAUAUUUAAACUGGAGAAAAAAACUUCAAAUCUGGACUGCGUAUCUCCACGCCCAUUUCUGAUAUACAAGAACGUGAAUGUACUUCAGAUCACCUACUUUAUUAUAAAAAUAAAGCUCCAGCUGCAGUAACUAAAUUAAUUGUAAAAGGUCUACAGUAUUAUGGCAAAGUGAAGAAAAUUUUGGAUACCUGGUUCAGGAUGUUGUAUCGCUACUUCUUUGAAACUGGAGACAUACCCCCUGACAAGGAAAAAAAUAUAUAUACUAUAGUACAGACAUACCACUUCCAUUUGAUUCAUGAAUGUUUUUUUAAUCCUGAUCUCUUUCAGCUUUUGUAGGCCUGUAUGAUACCAGCAGGCUUGGCCCCUUUAAGUGUUGUAUUCAUAGGUCUCCAAACUUCAAUAUUGUGUUUUCCACGUGUAAUAUUUUUUCAAGGUUUGAUUCAAAGCAAGAUACAUCUCAAAGCUUUUUUUUUAAGGUAAAACUCUGAAAUUUAAUAUGACAGCUGCUUAUGCAGAUUAAUGUAAGGGAUUUUUGAGACUUUUUCAGUCUUUGCUUAACCAGCUACAGAGGGAUGGGAAAUAUUUUAAGAGAUUGCUAUAGCUUGUUUUUUCACUGCUGACAGUCAAAUUGCUACACCUCUGAGGAGUGAUAUCUUCUCUACUGAAGGACAACUAGAAGCAGACAGAAGCAGUUAUACUCUAAAGAGGCUUGUGUUGUUGUUGGUUUUUUUUGUUGGCAGGCGGGUUUUUUCAUAUUCCUGUAGGAAGUAGGUCCCCACAUCUAACCAGUCAUUCCUUUGCAAGUCUGAAAAUGAAAAGGAAAUUUUUUUCCCGUCUGGGAGAUUAUCCCUGUUAAAUGAAGUUACAACAUAAAAGUGAUUCUGAGUUUAUACUUGCCUUACCAAAUUUGCCUCCUAGAUCCUGAUUCUGAGUUGACAGUAAGUAGAAGAAAAUUGUGGAGUGAAGUUUGGAGUGCUCUGCUGACUUUUUAUGGAAUUUAAAGUGAAUGGAGUUCAAGCUUUCUGAUCAAUUUCUGUGUGUGUUCAUUUAAGCUAGCAGUAAGAUGAGCAGUGUUUCAUUAUUGGUCUGCACAUAACAUUGAAUGCUCUCUGGCUCUCAGAGAUUGAAGUCUGCUAUUUACUUUACUUUGGAUUUCAGUCAUCAGUGCAAUCUUUUUCCUGGUUGUCUUUGCGAAUAUUGAUUUCAUAUCAAAUAGGUGAAUCUGAAUUUUUUUACCUACUUUUCAGUCCUACCGUAUUUCUUCCUUGCUGUCAGAUGGAAUACUUGAAUUGAUUUUAAAUAUUGCAUUUAUAUGAGAUUGAAUAAUCCACAGGUAUCACUUUGCUUGUUUUUCCCUCUUUUCCUUUGUGUAAUGAUUUAAUCUUUGUAAAACAUGGAUAUAGCAUGGCUGCUAUUGAAAGCCAGCAUUUUUUCUUCCGUUAUCAGCUUUUGCAUGCAGCUUUGUUCAUUUCUGGUUUUCUGUGGCUUCUGCUUCAUCUCAAUUGAAUUAACCACUAUUCUGACCAUUCCAGAAUGGCUCAAACUAUAAAAUGAAAUCUGAGAGCUAGGUGUCUUUAGCACUGUUAAGGGUGUGGGAUGAGAAUUCGGCCUUGCUGGAUUAAGAGGCCACUAUUAAUUUUUUUCAUGUGCUUGGGGUAAGUUUUCACUGGAGUCACUGUUGUGGCUAAUGUACACAUACCUGAACAAGCUGAGACAUCAGUAGCAAUUUGGGCAGAAGGACCACAUAAAUAUGUUUUACUAGCUUAACUUAUUGCAGUCUAGACUUUCUCUAGCAUGUUGCUGCAGUGCUGCGUAGCCACAGUAAUAGUCUAAAGAUCAUUAUAAAAAAUGAUUCCUUGCUUAAUUUGAAAGCAUUUUAUGUUAGUUGUUAACCUUAACUCUUCACCUAGAUUACAGAAAAUGCCACUGUGCAGGCCGAGUUCCCUUAAAUAGAAUUAAUUUUAGACAGAAAAGCCUUGAUCUAUCUUUAUCUAAUGUAAAAUUCAGUUCUAGCAAAAUUAGGAGUGUGCACAAAGCGGCUUUUUAACGGGCAUGCAUAAUCUCACCCUUGAGCCGUGCUGCACAAGAAAGGGGAUGUAGGGAAAGAAAGCCGACUGUUUUUCAUUGCCUUGGAGUGGCUUUUAAGUCCCAUGACUGGUUGUCUACAAAGAGCUUCACAGGAAGCAACUGAGAUGCUGUUAGUAGGAAAAUAUUAAGGCAUAUGUGUAUUAUACAAUUUAUAUUCUCCAUGCUGCAUUAGGAGACUUAAUAAUGUAAAAGUUCGGGAGUUGCUGAAAUAUGUCAUCUGACAAUCUUAUCUCUGCAAGUAUGGUGUUAGUGAUCUACAAUUCCUCGAAGAGUAUCAUAUCUGUCUGUCUCUUAUCAGAAAAACUCGAGGGCUGUUUCCUUAUCCCCCUUUCACUGUAAAAAGGAAACUCAACCAACAAAGCAUUAGCACAUCAGCCACAAAUACGAUUUCUUUUCUAAACAAAAGUCAAUUUGAGUCAGUGUAGCAUCCUUCUUGUUAACCAAACCCAAAUACCAAGUUGCAGCUGAGAACAGCAGCUAAAUGACCAUUCAGAAGGCUCACUAAUUCAGUGCAAUGCUGCAGAGAGAAGGGAGGGAAACGAGAAUCGCUCUGAAAUAAAUUCACUAAUGGUCCAGAGCAAAAUGCUGGAGUUCUGUGCGAUGAAUUUGCAGUGUGUUUGUAGAGGCUAUGCCUUACCUUCAGCCAUACUCUAUUGCAUAAAACAGUUCUGUUAUUCCCUUCUUUUGAGGAGAUGCACCAAAUACACCAGGGCGUACUGAAUGUUACUUUAUUAUUUUGUGCUCUGUCUCAUUUUAUUAAAUUUUACCAAGAUACUACUCGUUUAACAGAGCUAUGUGUUGCUGUCACUGUCAGGUGUCUGCCUCUUGCAGGUCCCCUUUCUGUUUAUCAUCCCGUGGACUGCACUGGAUGAGACUCGAGCUUUUUCCUUGCGAAGGGCGCAGGGGCUGUCUGUUUGGCAAUCUGGUAAAGAGUGGAAAGGAAGCAUUAGUGGCCAGCUCUAACAUCCGCCUUGCUAGUGAGUAAUGUUUGCUGUGCAAAACUUGUGUGCAAGAAUUGGCUUUUGCAGAAAUCCUUUUGUACAGGAAGAAACCAAACAUUUAUCUUCCUGCACUAUUUUUUAUGAGCUAUGUGGAUUAAGAAAUUCACUAGAAAUGUGGUCAUAUGUAUACUAAUACUGGAGACUGUUUCAUGUGAACUCGUGAAUUAUACUGUAAAGACUGACCUCGUUUGUACCCUUUGCAGCUAAUUCAUGAUAAACUAAAGGUCUGAAUUCUGUUCCUUAAAUUAAGCUGGGCUUAAAAUAUAAAAUUACACCUGUUAAAGCGAAACCUCAGUGUUCUUUGCUUUACAACACAGCUGGAAUUUUCCUUGAAGUCACUUGAAGAAAAAAUGUUAAUGUCUUCCAGAAUUGAUUUGCUGUCUUGAAAUGCUCUUGCUAAAGUACAGGCACGUGGCAUUUAAAGACUUUUAUCGCUUCUCCAGAAUUUAAAACUCAAAGCUCAUCACUAUUCAGAGUUUAAGUCAAUGUCCUACAAAUUUAGGUCAGUCAUACAAGCUCUUUGCCCCCAUAGCAACAGAAUACAGGGGGAAAUAAUGUUUUCUUCUGGGGAUUUGAAGUAUUCUUGUUGGCAAAAUUUUAAAAUUGAUGGUUAAAGUAGUUUACAGCGAAAUCAACAAUCCUUAGGAUUGAAGUUACUGAGAAUUUUUUCUUACUUUGCAGUAAGAUGCCAGUAGCUAGAAUUGCCACGCGUGCAGCAAGAGGCCAUGGCUGGUUACCAUAACUGAGCUAGGAGUUCAAAAACUGCCUGGCAACUCAGUGUCAUCCUACUGGUAGGAAAUGGACUUACUUUUCCUCGUGAAGUAAACGAAAUGUAAAACUGUAUGCUUGAAGACAUGGGUAAGCUAUCAGCCAACCAGGUCAAACUGUGUAAGUGUGAAGCCACUCCAUGGCACGUAGCGCUUCAGUCACAGGGUGUCUGUGCUCGUGUAAUCUGUCGCUCUUUUCUGCACAGGUGUUACAGGUAAACGCACCAUAGCCUAAUGAAUAGUUUUGCUGAUGUGUAUGUCCUACUCUUCCAAGAAAAAAAUCUUGCUAAGUAUUCAUACGUUGUCUUCACUAAGCAGCUGAAGUUAAAUGGGGAGUCGCUUUUAGAACAGCAUUGCACAGGCAGCUGUCAGCUAGGAAAUUUAGUCUUUUGGUCCUACGGAUGAAUCAGAGAUUUGGGAAGAGACAGCCAAUCAGGGCAUCAAUGGGAUUUGGGCGUUUUGCCUCAAAAGUGGUUAAGUCUCCUUACUAAGUUUCCUACUCAUUUUCAGACAACCAAAUCGUAGGUAUUUAAAUGUGUUUUGGAAGUUCAGAGCUCUUCAGAGCUCUUCUUGAAAGAGCCUUUGGGUACGUCACUGUUUACCUAUCUCUGGCUUGCUUUGGGGUGUCGUUCACCUGGCCACUGCACUUUGAGGGGUUUUCCUGCGCUCACCUGCUCUGCUCUGUUGUUUCCCAGUGUUUGUUUGCAGCAUGAAUCCCAAACGUGUACCAACCCUCACUGUCUCCUGCAAAGCAGAUGGUGAUCCGGGCAGGGCGUGCUGGGUGGGGGCAUGCAGGAGGUGAGCAGGGGGAAAUGCUCGGGGGGGUUCUGCUGUUCAGGGUUAUUUGAGCAGCAAGAGGUAUGGGAGAUGCAGGUCUGGACUGAGUCUCAAACAGAAGGUUCUUUCAUACGGAAAAAUAUUUUUAUAUUACAUUUGUACAGAAUUUUCCCUAUUUUGAUCUCUCCAGAUUUUUAAGGAUCUGCACAUUGCUUAAACUUGAUUUGUUUUGCAAGAUGAUUUAAAACGUAUUUUAGGUUUGCUAAUGUAUUUAAAAAUGUAAAGCUAAGUUUUGCAUGUCUAAUAAAUGUGCACUGUGGCGGUAUCUGUUUAUUGUUUUGCUAACUAGAAUUUAUUAAUUCUUAAUGAAUAUGAAAAACUUGUCAUUGUUGUGACUGUCUCAGCCUCAAUGAAUGUGUGGAGUGUGUUUUUUUAAAAAGGUAACUAAAAAGGGCUUAAGAAGCAAGCAACUAAGAAUCCUUGUUGAUGACACAAAGUUCAGGCUAGUACAUAGUGUUCCCAGGAUUCUUCUAAAAGCAUAAGAUACAUAAGACUUUUUUCAUCUUUUUUUCUGUUACUUUGGUUAUGGGUACCCACACUAAUGUAAAGCGAGCUUAAGACACGAUAAUGGCCAUCUGAUACUUAAGUCUCUAUGAGAUGAGAGUCUGAGUUUUUGUGUAUUUAAGACUAACCGUGGCAGGAAUAGUUACAAUAAACAUGAAGCUAAUUUUGAAAAGGAUUGAGAAUAGCUUCAAGCUUGCCAAUUCCUUAGAAUUUCUAGGAGCUUUGGUUUGCCCAGUGAUAGCACCAAGAAUAGACGCAACAACUCCAGGGGACCUGCUGGAAGCAUUUUAAGCUUUAACUUCAAGCAUCUCCAUUUGUGAAUGUAUGUUGAUACUUUGUUGCAAACUUUUUACUUCAUUUUGAGCUGGUUUGCUGGUUUUGAUUAUUUUAAGUGCAAAGGGAAAUGUAUUUUUCUAGAAUAAAUGCAUCUGGGCUUUGAAUACUACGUAAAGCAUUUAAUGAAUAUGAAGGUCUUUCCUCUUAUGAAAUAUAUUUCAAAAAUGUCUGAAAUGUAUUUCAUUAAAAAAAAAAGUCCUGAAUGUGCACCUACAUUUAAAAGGAAAAAAGCCCAAACAUGGGGUGAAUUGAAUUCUGAAAUGUCUUUUCUACAGGCAAUAAGUAUUAAUUAUUUAACGUAAGUUAUGUUAGAAAUCUGGAGUAAAUGUGACAAUAUAUUAUGUUAAUUUAAAGAAAAAUGUAAAUAAGUGGGAAGGGAGUGAAAUUAGAAAGCACUGUUGUAUGUCUCUGAAAUCCAGAUUUAUAUAGCUGAGUUUGUAUUUGUUGGCGUUAAUCAUAUGUCAUGGCUAUGGAAAACCUGGGCAAGAAUGAACAAUAAACCUUUCUUUGUAAAUGGAACUUGGCAAUAAAAAUGGUGUUACUGAGAA